Messenger RNA from Rhizoctonia solani, 1458 nucleotides. Its product is annotated as rhamnogalacturonate lyase. The transcript has 17 exons. Lineage: Eukaryota; Fungi; Basidiomycota; Agaricomycetes; Cantharellales; Ceratobasidiaceae. Gene Ontology annotation, molecular function: carbon-oxygen lyase activity, acting on polysaccharides; carbohydrate binding. The record is from RefSeq and is a predicted model, not a curated record. Bases 1 to 1458 code for a protein of 485 amino acids. Gene Ontology annotation, biological process: pectin catabolic process.
AUGCCCCCAGUUGAGAAGACUUCCGGUGAUAUUACUUCCAUGUUGUUCAAUGGUAUUCAGGCUCAGGAUCAAACUAAGCGCAGCCACAUUUCAUCUGGAAUUGGCGCAACUUGUACUUGGAGUAAAAUUGGUAACUACAUCAAGAUUCCAUGCGUGACCAGCACAUUGACGCACUACUAUAUUGCCCAGUACAAAAACCCUGGUAUUCAUAUGGCCACCUAUAUCACCGCGGAACCUUCGGUCGGAGAGCUGCGAUUCAUUGCUCGCCUAAAUGCUGCUACUCUUCCUAACGGACCGACAGCAUCUAAAAUUGCCGGUUCUUCGAGUACCGUCGAAGGUAGCGAUGUCUUUGUUGUUAGCGGCCAAACUCGUUCGAAGUUUUACUCCUCGCGCCAAUUCAUCGAUGACAAAGUUCACGGAGUCACUGGUUCGAAUAUUGGCGCAUACAUGGUCAUUCCCGGAACUGGCUACGAGUCUUCCUCUGGAGGACCCUUCUUCCGAGAUAUUGACAACCAAAGCGGCGCUCAACAAGAAGUCUAUUUCUAUAUGAACUCGGGCCAUGCUCAGACCGAGUCUUACCGCAUGGGCUUACACGGUCCUUACUUGCUCCAAUUCACCACCGGAGCUGCUCCUUCGGCCGAUAUCAGUUUAGCGUUCUGGGAUGGAAUGGGAGUUACCGGCUGGGUUCCUACCUCUGGCCGCGGAUAUGUAAAAGGAAAAGCAAGUGGUGCACCCUCUGCCUUCGCUAACUUGGUUGUCGUCGGGUGGUCCAACUCCAAUUCACAAUACUGGGCUCGUGCCGAUUCCAGCGGCAACUUCUACUCACCGGCUAUGAAACCAGGAACCUACACUAUGACCAUGUACAAGAGCGAGCUUGCUGUCGCCACUGAAUCUGUUACGGUUACUGCCGGAGGCACUAUCACCAACAACAUUCAGUCUCAGGAAGCCAACCCUACCGUCAUUUGGCAGAUCGGUGAUUUCGACGGAACACCCCGAGGGUUCCUAAAUUCCGAUAUGAUUGAGACCAUGCACCCUUCAGAUCAAAGGAUGCACGAAUGGCUCCGCACUUACACAGUCGGUCAGCAGGAUAUCGGAUAUUUCCCCAUGGCGAUCUUUAAGGAUAUUGGUCCGGUAACCGUGCGUUUCGGACUCAGCAGCUCUCAGCUCGGAGCUCGCACUCUUGAAAUAGGUGUUACCCUUGCAUUCGCCGGUGGACGUCCGCAAGUCACGAUCAAUGGCUGGACUGGACCUGCUCCCCCGGCUCCUAGCCAACCUGACAGCCGUGGCGUAACCCGAGGCACAUGGCGUGGCAAUAACACCCGGUACACCGUUAGCAUUCCUUCUGGUGUCUUGAUUUCGAGUGCAGUAAACGUGAUGACUAUCACCGUUAUCUCAGGUUCUUCUGGAACACAGUACUUGUCCCCGAACGUUGUUGUUGACGCUGUUCGCCUGUACUAA